AUGGCUUCACAAUCCAGAGCCGGUGCAGCUGCCGCUGCCACUGCUCAGGGGUCCAGUCAGCCUGCUCCCGCGGACACCGCUGCACAGACUUCGGCGUCCGCUGAGACCGGUGCACCAACUGCCACUCAACCUUCCACCACUUCCGAAACGAGCUCUUCGCCUGCGCCUGCUCCUACCACAUCCACUCCAACUGAACCGACUACUGAACCGACUACUGAACCGACCACCACUAGUACCACCAAGAGCAGCACUAGUAGCACGCAGAAAACCGAGCCUACAUCGAUCUCCGAGUCUACGUCCACUCCGUCUACUUCCACUUCGUCCACAUCCACUUCUUCCACUACAAGUGCUCCAACUACUGCAGCCCCGGAAACAACGACGUUCUCAUCGACGUCCAGUAACAGUCAAGGAACCACCGUGGUUAUCGUCACCUCCAUUCAAACACCGCCAUCUAACACGGGUGCCGCCUCUAUCAGCGCAACCGAUUCAGCCGCGCUCUCAACCUCCACCGAAGCUGCAGCCUCCUCUGGUGGUCUUUCUCCUAGCGGCACAAUCGCUGUUGCCGUCGUUGUCCCAGUUGCCUCGGUGGCAUUGAUCAUCUUGGCACUGCUCUUCUUCUGGCGUAAGCGCAAGGCCAAGAAGGCCGCCGAGGAGGAGCGCCGUAAGGAAGUGGAGGAAUAUGGAUUUAAUCCAAACAAUGACCCAACCCUUCCAGGCAUGGGAGGCGUUGUGAUUCCCAAGGACAAUGAAUCCUCCGGCUACCGCGGCUGGGGAACCACCUCUGCCGGGCGCAAGGCCUCCACCAACCUCUCUAGUGGAAUGGGUGGCCUAGCCAUGUCGGAAGGAAGCGGCCCCGGCUAUCACCACGGCGCAACACCCAGCGAGGGUACCGUUCAAUAUUCCGAUGGUACUCGGCCCGACUCGGGCGAGAUUGUUGAACCCAUUGGCGUGCUGGGUGCGGCCCCAGUGGCCGCAAAUAAUCGCAACGGCGACAUCCACCGUGGCCCCUCCAACGCAUCCUCCGCUUACUCCGCGGCCAACCGUUCGGAGGCGUCGGAGGAAAGUCACAUGUCCGCCGUUCACCCCUCGGGUGGCUACUAUGGUGAGAAUCCGUACUACGGCGACAUUAACACCCACGGCGCAUACGGCGGCGAAGAUUACCAGCCUGUGAUCCGCGAUGUCCAGGCGCGCCGCAACACCCGCAUUGAGAAUCCCGGCGUUUAUCCACGACAGGGGAAUGCCGGUAUCGCACAGAACUUCUAA
Messenger RNA from Penicillium coprophilum, 1263 nucleotides. RefSeq lists its product as uncharacterized. Bases 1 to 1263 code for a protein of 420 amino acids. Lineage: Eukaryota; Fungi; Ascomycota; Eurotiomycetes; Eurotiales; Aspergillaceae. The transcript has a single exon. The record is from RefSeq and is a predicted model, not a curated record.